Messenger RNA from Prorocentrum cordatum, 467 nucleotides. NCBI's taxonomy places the organism in Eukaryota, Dinophyceae, Prorocentrales, Prorocentraceae. The record is from the annotation of a GenBank genome assembly.
GGUGAAGCUGAUGAGCCGGGCCCGCAAGCUCGACAGUGCUUUCAGCGUGGUGGAGGAGAUCUCCUCCAAGCAUGGGUUCCGUCCCAACGUCCACGUGCUCACGAACCUGAUUCAGGCCUGCGUGUCCAAUCGCCAGCUCAAGCGGGGCCUCGACACCUGGGAGGCGAUGAUCAGGGACAAGGUGCAGCCAGACCAGCGCACCUACGCGGUGUUGGUGCGGGCUUGCCUCACCCAGGGCAGGCUGGACACCGUGGAGGCGCUGCUCCGCGGCGCCCUCGGGAUCCCAGGCUCGCCGGCGGGGGCGUUCUGCCCGAACCUGGACGGCGCCCUGGUGAACGAGGCCCUCGCCGGCCUGGCCGACAGGGGCGCCUCGGACCGACGCCGCGAUGGCCCUGGUCACGGAGAUGAAGCGUGCUGGGUCACGUGUUCGCAUCGACACGGCCACCCAGCGCCGCCUUGUGCAGGCG